Molecule: messenger RNA, 1495 nt
Organism: Cynara cardunculus var. scolymus (artichoke)
Lineage: Eukaryota; Viridiplantae; Streptophyta; Magnoliopsida; Asterales; Asteraceae
Product: peroxisome biogenesis factor 10
Exons: 11
Coding region: 47-1219 (390 amino acids)
Biological process (GO): protein import into peroxisome matrix
Cellular component (GO): peroxisomal membrane
Molecular function (GO): zinc ion binding
Source: RefSeq, a predicted model, not a curated record
GACUACGACAAAUGGGAAGCAUAACUCCCUGUGAGACCGAAGAAAAAUGGGAAUUGAAGUGGGGGAGUCCUCCGGCGCCGAGACUAGUAGCAGAGAAGAUGCGGAUCCUGGUACCGCCCCAACCAGUACCUCUAACCCUAUACGCCGGCGUUUCCCACUGGCUGCUCAGCCGGAGGUGAUGAGAGCGGCCCAGAAGGACGACCAAUAUGCUUCUUACGUCUACGAGGCCUGUCGUGACGCCUUUCGCCACUUAUUCGGUACAAGGGCUGCUAUAUCGUACCAGAGCGAGACAAAGCUUUUGGGUCAGAUGCUCUAUUAUAUUUUAACAACAGGGGCAGGGCAGCAGACAUUGGGAGAAGAGUAUUGUGAUAUCACACAGGUUGCGGGAUUAUAUGGACUUCCUCCAACACCAGCAAGACGUGCCCUUUUCAUUGUCUACCAGAGUGCAGUUCCCUACAUUGCCGAAAGAGUCAGCUCUAGACUUGCUUCCCGUGGCAUUGCCUUGACCGAGUCACUGUCCGAUGAUCUACAUGGGGACACUGCUCGGAGCAGCCAAGGUCAAGAAUCUGUGGUUCAAGCUUCUUCUCAUUUACCAGUAGUUCCUAUUUCACGUUUAUCAAGAUUUAAAGAGAAAAUUGGUGGGCUUUGGUUAUACACAGUUCAGAGAUGGCCUGCAGUGCUUCCCUUAGCUCGUGAGUUUUUGCAGCUGGUUGUUCGUGCUAAUCUUAUGUUCUUCUAUUUUGAAGGUCUAUAUUAUCAUAUAUCAAAGCGUGCAGCAGGCAUUCGUUAUGUUUUUAUUGGAAAGCCGAUGAAUCAAAGGCCUAGAUACCAAAUAUUGGGCAUGUUCCUAUUGGUUCAGUUGUGUAUUAUUGCUGCUGAAGGAUUGCGGCGUAGCAACUUAUCAUCUAUUACAUCUUCAGUUCAGCAUACAUCUUUAAGGGUCCACCAAGCAUCAGCAGGUCGAGGUUUUCCUGUUUUAAACGAAGAAGGAAAUUUGAUUACUGAAAAGGGUUCAGACUCCAUGACAACUGCAGAGAGUGGGAUCAGCAAAUGCACACUCUGCCUUAGUAAUCGCCAAAAUCCAACUGCAACUCCUUGUGGUCAUGUGUUUUGCUGGAACUGCAUCAUGGAAUGGUGUAAUGAAAAGCCCGAAUGCCCUUUGUGUCGUUCUCCUCUAACUCAUUCAACCUUAGUUUGUUUGUACCAUUCAGAUUUUUAACACCUAAUUAUGCCCCGCUUGAAUCAAAAGGAAAAAGACUACUGGAAAGCAAAACAGUUGCUUUGAGAUGGUUGUGUACCAGACCAAAAAGGCAGGCCAGAUCUCUCUCAUGAACCAGUUGCUUAUGUCUCGGAAGCUUUUAUAAAUUUUCCUGGCUCCUUUGCAUCAAUCUAAAUCUCCUUUUUUAUAUUAAUUCUGCAGGUUAUGUUCUAUGUAAGCAUAUUUUAUAGUGUAAAAUUAUUUUUACAAUGAUGGUAAAAAGUGGAAGUCAUAUAG